CUUCUACUACACAACUUAAUUAUGACAUCACAAUGACUUUGACAUUGUCCAGAUGAUCUCAGGCUGUACCACUGGCAGAGCGUCGUUGGCAUUGAGUAGAGAUGGAUCUAUCCUACUUUUUGCUCGCGUUUUAUCUUUUCAUCUUAUCUUUUAUUUUCAAAAUGAACCAAUUUAGACUUAUUUACUGGAUUUUAUUCUGCAGUUUACUAAUUCCCCAUGUUUGUUAUGGAAGUGCAAUGGAUCAAAGACAAAAGCCUCGCCAUAACUCCAAACCAAUCAGGCAGACGGAUGCACAGACUGAUGAAAUCCUAUUUUUCAUGGGUGCAGAUGUUUUAUUGUGGAUUUUCCUGAUUUGUUUUUACUUACGCAGAGAGCUGAGUUUCUGCGUUUUUCUCUGGCUGAUUAUUGUUAAAAUUGGAGACAUCAUAGUACCCUCCUGGGGCUUAGUGUCCAAUAUGUUCCAUGAUGUCUACAGGAUCUUCUUUUCAAGCAAAGUUAACCAGACAGAGGCUGAGCUAGAAGCCGUCCAGAGAGUUAGUAGAGUACUAAUCCUUUGCCUCAGCAAUGCUAUGGUGAUUUUUGUGAGCAUUGUUGGAUUACGUCUGUGGAGCAAGGUGACUAUAAGGCAACUGAUAAAUACUGGCCGAACUGUCAUGCAGUUUAUAUCAGCAACAGUUUCUGACUUGUACGAUAUAUACACGGUAAAGGAGGCAGCCAACAAAGAAGCAAAACCAGCCAAAACGAAGAAAACUAGCAAAAAGAAAUGCAAAAAAGUAACAUUUAACCUAGUACCACAACUCAUAGUGGACCUGGAGCCAGAAAAUUCUGCUCAAGAUAUUGAGGAGCCAAUAAAGUCAGUCCAGGAGAUUGUAGAGCCAGGAGACUCUUCUGAGAAGACAGUGGCCUCAUUAUAUCCUACAAUUAUAGAUAUCAGGCAGAAAAUGAUCCUUGUGGAUGGUCUUUCACAAGGGAACAGUGUGGCUGGCCAUACAGAAAUUCCCUGUAUGAGGAGUGGCUCUGACUAUAAUACGGAUAUGAAUAACAGUGUUCUGCCUUCAGUGCCCACUGUGAGCCAGGCAGCAGCAGAUGUCCCUAUGUCUGUGAAGAAGAAGAAGAAGAACAGCUUCUCAAGAUUCAUACAAAGUCUCAGGGACAGAGCCACCAGGUCAAAUAAGAAGAGCAAAAAAUCCAUGAAAAACAAAAUUCUCUUCAAUGUAACAUCGUGUUUCCGGUGCCACUCAGCUGAAUCUGCUGAAUCUGAAGAAUAAAGAAUGCACUAAUGGUGACCAAUCAAAGAUGAAGCAAUACAUCACCAUUUUCAUUAGGAGACCCCUACCCUAGAUCCUGAAAUGUAUCCUAAAUAUGUAUGUGCUUGUUUUUCUUUGUUCUUAAUAAAACAGAUUAUCUAACAAAAUGAAUGAAUCAGAAAUGUUUUUUUUGGGGAGUUGAAUUACAUUAUAGGAAUGAGAAUUAGCGUUGCUUUCUAGAUCAGUUACUUUCCCUAAAUACUGACACAAUGUAAGAAGUCAGACUGUUUGUACUUCCCAAACAGCUAAAACCGCUAUAUUGGGGGAGGGGGGGUCACCUAUACAUAAUAAUAAAUAAAUAAUAAAAGCAGGAUAAUGGUAAAAAUACCCUAUAUUAAAUUACAACCAAAGCCGACUUACUCUUUAGGAAUUUUCCAUAGUGCAUAUAAAAGAAUAUGUUUACAAUAUAUUACUUAAUUGAAUGCAUGUAGAUUUAUUUAAAGUAAAAUAAUAUACAGGUAUGGGAUCCGUCAUCCAGA
Molecule: messenger RNA, 1786 nt
Organism: Xenopus laevis (African clawed frog)
Lineage: Eukaryota; Metazoa; Chordata; Amphibia; Anura; Pipidae
Exons: 2
Coding region: 102-1268 (388 amino acids)
Source: RefSeq, a predicted model, not a curated record